This is a messenger RNA of Loa loa (African eye worm), 390 nucleotides long. RefSeq lists its product as hypothetical. Gene Ontology annotation, cellular component: cytoplasm. The transcript has 4 exons. Lineage: Eukaryota; Metazoa; Nematoda; Chromadorea; Rhabditida; Onchocercidae. Bases 1 to 390 code for a protein of 129 amino acids. The record is from RefSeq and is a predicted model, not a curated record.
AUGGGCAAAAAUAAAAGCAAAAUAGAAGGGAUGGUUUCUGUGACAAUGAAUACAUCAAAUAAGGAAAAACUGAAAGAUAGUGCCAUAUCACUAAAUAAAAAUGGCGACAUUAUACUCAGGAUACAUGCAAAACCUAAUGCAAAAACAACACGUGUUAUAGAUAUUGGUGCGAACGAAGUUGAACUUGCAAUUGCGGCACCACCACAUGAUGGUCAAGCUAAUGAAGCAUUGAUUAAUGCUAUGAUGGAUAUUCUGGAAUUACGUAAAAAUGAAAUUACGUUUGAUACGGGUGCUCGGUCAAGGUCAAAGGUGUUACGACUAAUGAGUAAACGUAUCACUCUGGAAGAAGUACGUGAAAAAUUAGAAAGAAAUGCCACCGGAAAAAGAUGA